Messenger RNA from Rhododendron vialii, 1889 nucleotides. Its product is annotated as 2-carboxy-1,4-naphthoquinone phytyltransferase, chloroplastic-like. The transcript is spliced from 13 exons. The coding region runs from base 223 to 1476 and encodes 417 amino acids. Lineage: Eukaryota; Viridiplantae; Streptophyta; Magnoliopsida; Ericales; Ericaceae. Gene Ontology annotation, molecular function: prenyltransferase activity. The record is from RefSeq and is a predicted model, not a curated record. Gene Ontology annotation, cellular component: membrane. Gene Ontology annotation, biological process: phylloquinone biosynthetic process.
AAUAACCUAAAAACAUGAAACGCAAAUCCUCCCGGCUUCUAUUACGCCUACAUGUCAACAUUUCGUUGGAGGUCCAAACGCACCGGAUAAGACUAGCUGGAGAAGAUCAGACGCAUUUCUUGAACGAAGACAUGCGCAUGCUCUGUUUCUAUGCACCCAUCUAUCCAGAGGGAGGAGAGGAGAGUAGGCUAAUACAGGUACUAUGCAUUCAGAGGGCUACCAAUGGCAUCUACAUUCUGUAACCUAAUAAGCAUUGGAUCUGGUCAAAAGAAACUCGGCCAUUACCUCUUGAAUCAGAACAACAAUGCAAGGCAAGUUUCACUCGCUUGUAUGCCAAUUCUUACAAGACAUGGAUUCGGAUGUGAAUGGCGUUGUCGUAGAGUCCCUUCGUCGUAUGUUGUCCAAAGGUCAUCUUCUUGUCACCACAAAACAGAAAGCUGUCUGAAUAGAGCUCAUAAAAGACGACUGGCAACGCGGCGGCAUCAAUGUAGGUGCACUUCCUUCAAGAAUGGAGAAGAACAUCUUCAAAGUACUUCUGAAGUGAAGACGGAAGAGUACAUUUCAAGAGCAACCUUGAUAUGGAGGGCGAUCAAACUACCAAUUUACUCUGUUGCCCUGGUUCCUCUCACUGUUGGAAGUGCAGCUGCUUAUUUGCAGACUGGCCUGUAUUCAGCCAGACGUUAUUUUGUGCUCUUGGCUUCUUCAGUUCUCGUCAUUGCCUGGUUAAAUUUAAGCAAUGAUGUUUAUGAUUAUGAUACUGGUGCAGAUACGACCAAAAAAGAGUCAGUUGUAAAUAUGGUUGGCAGCCGAACGGGAACUCUACUUGCUGCCUAUAUGUUACUUGCUCUGGGUUUUGUGGGACUGGCUUGGGUUUCUGUGGGGGCUGGAAAUGUGCGUUCAAUGUUAUUACUGGCUUGUGCAAUCACUUGUGGUUAUAUAUAUCAGUGCCCACCAUUUCGGUUAAGUUAUCAAGGAUUUGGGGAACCCCUGUGCUUCGCCGCAUUUGGCCCAUUUGCUACGACAGCUUUCUACUUACUGCAGAGCAGCACAAGUGAGCUUCCCAUAACUGGCACAAUCCUUUCUGUAUCACUCCUUGUUGGCCUCACCACAGCCCUAAUCCUCUUCUGCAGUCACUUUCAUCAGGUAAAAGGAGAUAGAUCUGUCGGAAAAAUGUCCCCUCUGGUUAGGCUUGGCACAGAAGCCGGCUCAACAGUGGUAAAAGUGGGUGUGGUGACCCUAUAUUCACUUUUGCUUAUCCUUGGUCUUAGCAGAGCUCUUCCUUUUGCUUGCAUGUUUCUCUGUUCCCUGACCUUGCCCGUGGGAAAACUAGUGGUCAGCUUUGUUGAGGAGAACCACAAAGACACAACAAAGAUCUUUAUGGCGAAGUAUUACUGUGUGAGGUUGCAAGCUUUAUUUGGAGCUGCUUUGGCAGCUGGGCUGGUAGCAUCCAGAAUGAUCGUUGAAAGAUCCCUGUGAUUUUCCGGUUACAUGGAUUGAAAGUUUUACCAGGCAGGUUGUAUGCCUAAGCUGCUCAACCCAAGAGAGAGUUCAAGUUGACAUUUUUCUACGAAUCCUGAAUGAGGAGCUACGGAUAGUUGACCUUAAGGUUUUCUGGAUGUCUUUCCCUACGCGAAGCCGACACUUGUGCUCCAAAAUGUCGAAUGAAGAAACCCUUCAUGCAUGGAUGAGAAUUCGAGGUUUACUUUCUGCUUCUGGGUAAAAGGACAACACUCUACUUGGAAAUUUGAUUAUAUGGGUACUAGUUAUGUUUCCUACCAUUUUUUUGCUCAACAUUAACUCCAGUAUCCACAUUCGAUGUAUUGGAGGAUAUAACUGAGACUUGGGGUCCAGAUACUCCUACAUUUUUCAACCUUGUUGAAAUCGCUUUA